AUGUCGUUUAACAGUUUUAAUGAUGGUUAUUCUAAUAAUUCUAAUGAUCGCCGAUAUCGUCCUAAUUUUACAUACAACGCUAAUGGCCGGAGUUUCAGCGGUAGCAAGGAUACGGAUUUAAGAAGAGAAAGUCAGAAAAGAGAUCGUCGAGAUUUUGAUGAUUGGGAUUCAAGAAGGGGUCCAAGCAAGAGGUGGGCUGGUGACAAUGAUUUCAGUAGUGGUUAUAACAGUCAAGGAAGUUAUGGUUUCUCCAAUGAUGAUGAUAAUAGUUACUGGAGUAGAAAUAGUAGUAGUGGGGGUAGUGUUAGAUCAUCGUCAUAUCAAGAUGAGUAUGAUGAUGAGGAAGAUGAUCGUAAUUAUUCUUCCAGAGACCAAAGUAAUCGUAGUGGUAACAUAAACAGUACAAUAUUUAUUGGCGGCCUGCCGACAUUCAUCACGGAAUUUGACAUAAAGGAAAAUUUGGGACAGUACAGAUUGAAAGCAAGGGAUAUCAGAAUCGUCCGGAAGAAAGAUCCAGGCUCGAAUAGAGGUUUUGCUUUCGUCGAGUUCUAUACGACUUCAGAUGCUAAUCGAUGGAUGUCUCAAACAAAGGGCGUUCUGAACUUUUGCGACGGAGUUAAUACGACGUUGAGUUUUUCAAAGAGCGAAAGUGCCGGCGCUGGAGGAGUGGAAGGUAGUGGGGCAGGAGAAGUAGGGGAGUUUGGAGGGCUGGGGCUGGGUCUCGCUAAUAAAAAUGUCCCCGACAUGCCGCCUGUUAUCUGCAAGGGAGAUUGGAGGUGUCACAAGUGCGGCUGCAUCAACUUCAGAAGGAGAGAGAAGUGUUUCAAAUGCAAACUCGAAAGGGAGGAGACAGAUUAUGAAGUUGUCGCCCAGGAUGGGUCCGACUAUAUUGGAAUCAUGCCUACCGAAACCAUGCUGAUCAGAGGUUUGAACACACUCACUGAUGAAGCUAGAGUUAAACAAGUUCUCUUUUACGCAACCAAGGUCACUGUAAAAGAUGUAUUUAUAGCUCGGAAUUUCCAGGAUAAAAUUAGCGCCGGUUUCGGUUUCAUUCAGCUGGACAAUUCCGGCGAUAGCGUGACCAUUAUGGACGCCGUCAGGGAGGCUGGACACCCCUUGCAAGUGGACGGGUCUCCUGUCCAGAUCAAUUACUCUAAAGUUUCGUUUCGGAAUCUUAUAAAUGCUCUAAGCAAGAGGGGAUUCACAAUCAGUACGCUGAAAGAGCAGGAAGGAGAGGAACUAGAUGAUGAUGGUGAUGAUGGUAACUACGAUGAUCAUGACGAUGAUGUCGCUACUACUGCUACCACUACUACUACUAAUAGAAGUAGUAGUAGUAGCCACAGUAGGAGUAGUAGUCAUAGUAGGGAUAGCGUUAGAGAUUAUGAUAGAGACAACAAUUCUAGGAGUAGAACUGCACCAGAUCAGUCAAGGUAUGUGUUUGACGAGACGUCUGGCUAUUAUUACGAUUCAACCACAGAUCUCUACUAUGAUAAGGGCUCUCAGUAUUUUUACGACAACAAGACGUCGUGCUUCUUGUACUGGGACGACACAGUGAACGCAUACGUAGAAGUACCAAACGAUAAUAAUAACGAUAAUAAUAAUAAUAAUAAUAAUAAUGAAGCUAGUGGCGGUGACUCUGAGGAGUUACCGCCAUUGGACAAGGAUGAAGAAGGUAAGCUGAAGAAAGUUCAAGAAGCCAAGAAGAUUGCAUUGGAAAUGGAAAAAUGGGCGAAACAGCAGAACGAAAAGAAAGAUUGCGGUUUCAAAAAGCCUCUGCCGUUCAUGGCCCCGCCCAGAAAAAUUUCCGCUGCAAACAACAAAAUGGCAUCUGAUGUUGGGUUCACUAAUAAAGGAAAGAUCGACAUAAAAUUAGGGAAAGAAACUCCUGGCAGCAGUGGCGAGGCUGGGUCUAGUGGCGGUAGCAAAAAAUCUAAUCUCAAUGUUUUGUCAAAGCUAGUUGAUUCAUACGGAGGGAGUGAUAGCGACGACGAUGACGACGGUCCAGCUACUACAGCCCAGCGAGAGCUGCUGGCUUUGGAAGAAAAAAUGACCGACUACGCUAAAAUGACAUGCCUCCUAUGCAAAAGGGCUUUUACAUCAGUUGAGAUGCUCAAGAAACAUAAGAUGCUGUCUGAUCUACAUAAGACCAACCUGAAGAAGUUGCAAGAGAAAUUAUCAGGGAAAGUUACGACCAUCAACAACAACCCGAAAUGAAUGAACAAGCGAAUGAAUGAAUGAAUAAAUGAAUGAAUAAAUGAGUGCAUGAAUGAAGAAUUUUGUGAAUGACUUAAUUUUGAACUGCUUUUUCUAAACCAACAAAUAUAUAAUAAUCAAUAAUAAUGAUAAUGUUUAUAUUAAUAAUAGUAAUAUUAAUAAUAAUUCAGUUUAAAUGUAUAUUUUUGUUGUAUAAUAUAUAACAUUCUUAUGAUAUAUAUAUCAUUUUAUUUUGUUUAUCAUUUUAUACAAUCGGUUUAUCAUUCAUUCGGUUAUUUAUCCGUUCGUUCGUUCAUUUCAUCCAUUCAUCCUUACGUCUAUUUAAUCAAUCAAUCAUUCAUUCUUCUUUUCAUUCGUUUAUUCGAGUGAUUGAUUGAGA
Messenger RNA from Helobdella robusta, 2593 nucleotides. RefSeq lists its product as hypothetical. Lineage: Eukaryota; Metazoa; Annelida; Clitellata; Rhynchobdellida; Glossiphoniidae. Gene Ontology annotation, molecular function: RNA binding. The transcript has 17 exons. The coding region runs from base 1 to 2214 and encodes 737 amino acids. The record is from RefSeq and is a predicted model, not a curated record. Gene Ontology annotation, cellular component: nucleus. Gene Ontology annotation, biological process: mRNA splicing, via spliceosome.